AGGUCAAGAGGAUAUCGAAGCAACUUGUCAGGUCAUACAGGAGCGUCUAGAACAGCUCGAGGAUCCAGAGCCUCUGGCCGUCUUACCCAUCUACUCGCAGAUGCCGGCGGAUCUACAAGCCAAGAUCUUCUUACCCACCGCCGACGGGCGACGGAAGGUCGUUGUUGCCACAAAUAUCGCAGAAACCUCUCUUACUCUUGAUGGCAUUCUUCGGUAUGGACGCUUUGCAGAUCACGCCAAUCAGUCAAGCGAAUUGCUCCCAGCGUACUGGUCGUGCAGGUCGUACCGGGCCUGGAUUCUGUUACCGCCUGUACACCGAGACUGCUUAUCUGAAUGAGUUGUUCCCAAACAAUAUUCCAGAGAUUCAGCGAACCAACUUGGCCAACACGGUAUUGUUGCUCAAGACUCUAGGUGUGAAGAACCUGCUCGAGUUCGAUUUCAUGGAUCCACCACCUCAGGAGAAUAUCCUCAACUCUAUGUACCAGCUUUGGGUGCUCGGGGCACUUGACAAUAUCGGGGACCUCACACCGACCGGUUUGAAGAUGGCAAAUUUCCCUAUGGAGCCGUCGCUUGCGAAGAUGUUGAUCGUCGCGACAGAGUACAAAUGUUCCGCCGAAAUGCUCACUAUUGUGUCCAUGCUUUCCGUCCCUUCCGUCUUCUAUCGACCACUUCAACGAGCCGAGGAGAGCGAUGCGGCGAGGGAAAAGUUCUUCGUCCCUGAGAGUGAUCAUCUCACUCUCCUCCACGUAUACACACAGUGGAAGAGCAAUGGGUACAGCGAUCACUGGUGUAUGAAGCACUUCCUGCAUCCGAAGCUCAUGAGAAAGGCUCGAGAAGUCCGAGGUCAGCUGGAAGAGAUUAUGCAGACGCAAAAGAUGGCAAUUCUCUCUGUGGGAACGGAUUGGGAUAUCGUAAGGAAAUGUAUCACUGCUGGAUAUUUCCAUCAAGCUGCGCGAGUCAAGGGUAUCGGAGAGUACAUGAACGUCCGGACAGGAUUGCCUUGUGUUUUACACCCCACCAGCGCGUUGUAUGGGCUUGGUUAUAUGCCUGAUUAUGUCGUAUAUCACGAAUUGGUCUUGACAUCGAAGCAGUACAUGAUGUGUGUGACGUCUGUCGACCCGUAUUGGCUGGCCGAACUCGGAGGUGUCUUCUUCUCCAUCCGUGAACGAAACUUCGACGCAUUGGCUCGGGCGAAGGCAAACAGAGAUUUCAGCAAGAGAACAGAGCUUGAGGCAGACAUGGCGAAGCAGCGAGAGGAGAUCGAGCGGAGCAAAGCCGAAAAGAUUCGAUCCGAGGCGAUCACCAGGACACCAAGGAUCGGAGGUGUAGGUGGCGGGACGACGGCGAUGACUCCGCGUCGGGCUGGCAUUGGAGCUGGUGUCAGGUCAUCGGCCACGCCUCGUCGCCGUGGUGGGGGGAUCUAAUGGAACUAUCAGUCUGUAACAUGUAGCAUAUUUUAAGGGUAUCGCCAAAUGGGCUGCGGGCGUCGGUCUCUUUUCCAAAAAAAAAAGUCGGGUCGAUGACGAUCCGGGGUCG
Kockovaella imperatae is the source of this 1536-nucleotide messenger RNA. RefSeq names its product P-loop containing nucleoside triphosphate hydrolase protein. NCBI's taxonomy places the organism in Eukaryota, Fungi, Basidiomycota, Tremellomycetes, Tremellales, Cuniculitremaceae. The record is from RefSeq and is a predicted model, not a curated record. Gene Ontology annotation, cellular component: intracellular anatomical structure; spliceosomal complex. Gene Ontology annotation, biological process: mRNA splicing, via spliceosome. The transcript is spliced from 9 exons. The coding region runs from base 201 to 1424 and encodes 407 amino acids. Gene Ontology annotation, molecular function: RNA binding.